AUGCGAUUGAUCCUGUUUUCUGGUGCCCUUUGGGGGCAUAUCUACUGUCGAGAAACAUUUGUGGGAGACCAAGUUCUUGAGAUCAGACCAAGGAAUGAAGAACAAAUAAAAACUCUGGUGGAAUUGGAGGAUGAAGAACAUCUUCAGCUUGAUUUCUGGAAAUCACCCACCAUCCCAGGAGAGACAAUCCAUGUCCGAGUUCCCUUUGUCAGCAUCCAGGCAAUCGAAGUUUCCUUAAAGUCCGAGGUUCUCUUGGACACGGAGAAUGAAGAAAUGUUCCUUAGGGAAGAGAACAGAAUGGUAACUUCAAUUUCCUGAGAAAUGGAUAACCUCGUUGCUGAGCACCCUGGUCUAGUGAGCAAAGUGGACAUUGGCUAUUCUUUCAAAAACCGGCCCAUGAACGUGCUCAAGUUCAGCACGGGAGGAGACAAGCUGGCUAUCUGGCUAGAGGCUGGGAUCCAUGCCGGUGAGUGAGUUACACAAGCUACUGCACUGUGAACUGCAAAUAAGAUUGCCUCUGAUUAUGGAAAUGACCCAUCCAUCACUUUAUUGGAUACGAUGGAUAUCUUCCUGCUCUCUGAUGGCUAUGUGUUCUCUCAAACAAAGAAUCGUAUGUGGCGGAAGACCUGGUUCAAGGUAUCUGGAAGCCUCAGUGUUGGUGUUGAUCCUAACCGGAACUGGGAUGUGGGUUUUGGAGGACCUGGAACCAGCAACAACCCUUGCUCUGACUCAUACCGUGGACCCAGUGCCAACUCUGAAGUUGAAGUGAAAUCCAUAGUGGACUUUAUCAAGAGUCCUGGCAAAGUCACGGCCUUCAUUACCUUCCACAGCUAUUCCCAGCUGCUGAUGUUCCCCUAUGGGUAUACAUGUGCCGAGUCACAUAAAUUUGAUGAGCUGAAUGAAGUGGCCCAAAAGGCUGCCCAAUCUCUGACAAGCCUGCACGGCACCAAGUACAAAGUGGGACCUAUCUGCUCAGUCAUCUACCAAGCCAGUGGAGGAAGCACUGACUGGUCCUAUGACUCUGGAAUCAAAUACUCAUUUGAAUUUGAACUGUGAGACACAGAUCGAUAUGACUUCCUCCUGCUGGCCAAUCAGAUCUUACCCACAGUGAAAGAGACCUGGUUUGGCUUGAAGACAGUCAUGGAGCAUGUGCGAGACCACUCCUAUUAA
This is a messenger RNA of Balaenoptera ricei (Rice's whale), 1170 nucleotides long. It is a transcript of the gene CPA2, whose product is annotated as carboxypeptidase A2. The record is from RefSeq and is a predicted model, not a curated record. Lineage: Eukaryota; Metazoa; Chordata; Mammalia; Artiodactyla; Balaenopteridae. Gene Ontology annotation, molecular function: metallocarboxypeptidase activity; zinc ion binding. Gene Ontology annotation, biological process: proteolysis.